Molecule: messenger RNA, 1641 nt
Organism: Rhodotorula toruloides NP11
Lineage: Eukaryota; Fungi; Basidiomycota; Microbotryomycetes; Sporidiobolales; Sporidiobolaceae
Product: Amidase family protein
Exons: 11
Coding region: 1-1641 (546 amino acids)
Source: RefSeq, a predicted model, not a curated record
AUGCCUUCUGUCGACUCGAAGGACUGGAAGUCUGCUGCAGACGCCAAGCGUGAGGCGUUCAAGAAGCAGGUCGACUCGUAUGCCUACGCCCUCCCCAAGGUCGAUUCGUCGACGCUCGAUGUGUCUACCAUCUCGCUCGACGGCGUGAUGGACCCUAAGCACGUCCAGAUCACCAACAUGGAGGUCGGCGAACUCGUCGAGAAGCUGCAGAAGGGCGAGCUGAAGGCUGUCGAGGUCGCAAAAGCGUUCUGCCACCGCGCGGCGAUCGCUCACUCGCUCGUCAACUGCCUGACGGAGGUUUACUUUGACCGCGCAAUCAAGCAUGCGGAAGAACUGGACGAAGAGUUCAAGGAGGGUGGCCCUGUUGGGCCUCUCCACGGUUUCCCCAUCUCGCUCAAGAACCAGAUCUGCGUCGAAGGCGUCGAAUCGAACAUGGGCUACGUCGGCUGGAUCGGCCGCGUGCCGAAGAAGAACUCCGUCCUCGCCGACUGCCUCGUCCGUUCGGGCGCCGUUCUCUACUGCCAGACCAACAUCCCGCAGAACCUGAUGUCGACCGAGUGCAUCAACGCCAUCUACGGCAGAACCGUCAACGGCUUCAACCGCAAUCUCUCCUGUGGCGGCAGUUCAGGCGGCGAAGGCGCGCUCGUCGGCCUUCGCGGCAGUCUCCUCGGCUUUGGAUCCGACAUUGGAGGCUCGAUUCGCGUGCCGUCGUCGUUCAACGGGCUGUACGGUCUUCAUGGCGGAGCCGACAACAGCUGCCAAGGUCUUGAAGCUGUCUCAUCCGUCCUCGGCCCGCUUACGACUUCGGUUGAGGGCCUUCAAAUUGUCACUAAAGCCGUCCUCGCCGCCGAGCCCUGGCGCAAGGACCCGUUCGUCCACUACCAGCCCUGGCGCGAGUCAGUCUACCAGCUCGAGGCGCACGGUGGCGGCAAGGAGAAGCUCUGCUUCGCUUUCGCCUACUCGAACGGACUCGUCAAGCCCAACCCGCCUUACUAUCGCGCGAUGGACAUGACUCGCAAGGCUCUCGAGACGCAGGGACACAAGGUCAUCGACUGGUCCUUCCCCGAGCCUGAGAAGUGCUUCGACAUCCUCAGCCGCGUCUAUGGCGCAGACUCGGGCGAGGACAUCGAGACUGAGUGCGGCAGGUCGGGCGAGCCGCGCAUGUACGGUCUCUGCCCGCCCGAGAACCCCCCUCGCAUCAGCGUCUAUCAGUACUGGCAGCUCUGCUACGAGCGCAGGCUGUUCAUGGCGACCCAGAUCGAGGCGUGGGAGGCGACGGAAUCGCAGACCGGCACUGGUCGUCCCGUCGAUGCUGUCAUUAUGCCGACGUCGCCGUACCCGUCCUUCAGGCAUGACGACCAGCAGGAUGUCAGCUACACCGGUGUCUGCAACCUGAACGACUGGCCGACCGCCGUCUUCCCCGUCACUCGCGUCGACCCCUCCGUCGACAAGCAGCAGCCCGCCCACACCUUCCACAGCGACUACCCCUUCGACAAGAUCAACUACGAGCGCUACGACCCUGAGGUCUUCAAGAACGCGCCGAUCGGCCUUCAGUGCAUCAUGCGCCGCGGCGAGGACGAGGCAGUAAUCCGGGUCGUCGAGAUGGUCGACGCCGCUCUCAAAGCGCAGAAGAAGGCGUAA